Messenger RNA from Felis catus (domestic cat), 2806 nucleotides. It is a transcript of the gene GIPR, whose product is annotated as gastric inhibitory polypeptide receptor. Gene Ontology annotation, biological process: adenylate cyclase-modulating G protein-coupled receptor signaling pathway; cell surface receptor signaling pathway. Gene Ontology annotation, cellular component: plasma membrane. The transcript is spliced from 13 exons. Gene Ontology annotation, molecular function: peptide hormone binding; G protein-coupled peptide receptor activity; gastric inhibitory peptide receptor activity. NCBI's taxonomy places the organism in Eukaryota, Metazoa, Chordata, Mammalia, Carnivora, Felidae. The record is from RefSeq and is a predicted model, not a curated record. Bases 854 to 2257 code for a protein of 467 amino acids.
CUCUCCUUGCCCCAUUCUCUGUGUCUCUCUCCAUGUCUCUCUCCCCUCUUUGUCUCCUUGCCCACAUUUUUGUCUUUUUCUGUCGUUUGCUCUCUGGUCUCUUGCUGUGUGUCGCAUUCCGCUCAGUCUCUGUAUUUCUGUUUCAUCCAUUUCUCGGGCUCCGUCUGUCUGAGAUCUUCCCCUGCCCGGCCCCCUUUCUCUACAUGGUGCUAAUGUGCCAGGUAUCGGGGUCAGACGCAUUUCCAGGCAUCUGGGUCCCCGCAGACCUAAGCCCAGGCUCUGACUCCUCUCUAGUCCCUAGGGAGAGGGUUGUUCCAUCGACUCGGCUUUCUCCGGAUCGGGCAAGUUCUAUAAGGUCGAGUCCCCAUCUGUCAUUUGAAAACCCUGUGGGCUGGGAGAGUGGGAACUCCGAGGGUCCUUUCAAGCCCCGUGCCUGACGAUUUCUGGGACCUCUUCUCCGAGGCAGUCCCCAGGUUUCCCAGAGUCUCUAGGUCUAGACUCCGGGUGACAUUAGCGCUUCCGCCCUGUCCAAGCAGCUCUAAGGCAACCGCGCCCUCAGCAAACACCCCCCUUCCACCGCCGCUGCCCCAGCAACACUUGGGGGCGGGCCUGGGGAUCACGUGUCGGAUCUCGGCCUCGCCCCCUCGCCCCCACCCCUUCCGUCGUCACUCGUGGGAGCGGAGUGGGGGGCGCUGCCUCCCAGUCUGCAAGUUUGAUUCCCAGAGCCGACGGCGCUGGGGCCGGAGGGGAGGGCGGAGGCUCCUGACUCUACCCCCUGACCCUGCAGGCCCGACUGCCCCUACGUGAUCAGACCCUUGGUCCCCCUCUCCCCCCAUGCCCCACCGUCCUCACGAUGCCGAACGGUCCGCCUUGGCAGCUGUUUCUACCGCUACUCUGGUCGUGGGGGCCGCUGCUCCGGAGGGCGGAGACAGGCUCUGUGGGGCAGACGGCGGGGGAGCUGUACCAGCGCUGGGAACGGUACCGUAGAGAGUGCCGAGAGACGCUGGAGGCCGUGGACCCCCCAGCAGGCCUCGCCUGUAACGGGUCCUUCGAUAUGUACGUCUGCUGGGACUACGCUGCACCCAACGCCACCGCCCGUGCGUCCUGCCCCUGGUACCUGCCCUGGCACAGCCACGUGGCUACAGGCUUUGUCCUCCGCCAUUGUGGCAGUGAUGGCCAAUGGGGACCUUGGAGGGACCAUUCUCAGUGUGAGGACCCGGAGAAGAAUGGAGCCUUUCAGGAUCAACGGCUGAUUUUGGAGCGGCUGCAGGUCAUGUACACCGUGGGCUACUCCGUGUCCCUGGCCACACUGCUGCUGGCCCUGCUCAUCUUGAGUUUCUUCAGGCGGCUGCGCUGCACUCGAAACUACAUCCACAUCAACCUGUUCACGUCUUUCAUGCUGCGGGCGGCGGCCAUCCUCACUCGAGACCGUUUGCUACCUCCUCCUGGCCCCUACCCUGGGGACCAAGCCCCUGUCCUGUGGAAACCGGCCCUAGCUGCCUGCCGCACGGCCCAGAUCGUGACCCAGUACUGCGUGGGCGCCAACUACACGUGGCUGCUGGUGGAGGGGGUCUACCUACACAGUCUCCUGGUGCUUGUGGGAGGUUCCGAGGGGGGCCACUUCCGCUGCUACGUGUUCCUCGGCUGGGGGGCCCCCGCGCUUUUCGUCAUUCCCUGGGUGAUCGUCAGGUACCUGUACGAGAACACGCAGUGCUGGGAGCGGAACGAAGUCAAGGCCAUUUGGUGGAUCAUACGCACCCCUAUCCUCGUGACUAUCUCGAUUAAUUUUCUCAUCUUUAUUCGCAUCCUUGGCAUCCUCGUGUCCAAACUGAGGACGCGACAGAUGCGCUGCCCGGACUACCGGCUGAGGCUGGCUCGCUCCACGCUGACGCUGGUGCCCCUGCUGGGCGUCCACGAGGUGGUGUUUGCUCCCGUGACAGAGGAACAGGCCCGGGGUGCCCUGCGCUUCGCCAAGCUCGGCUUUGAGAUCUUCCUCAGCUCCUUCCAGGGCUUCCUGGUCGGCGUGGUCUACUGCUUUGUCAACAAGGAGGUGCAGGCGGAGAUCCGCCGCUGCUGGCAUCGCUGUCGCCUGCGCCACAGCCUCGGUGAGGAGCGGCGCCAGCCACCGGAGCGCGCCUCCAGGACCCCGCCGACGGGCUCAGGCCCCCGCCCGGUCGCCACUGACCGCACCCCGUCCUUGGGGGCCCUCCCAGGGCCUGGGAAUGAGGCCAGCCGGGGCUUGGAAAGUCACUGCUAGGCAGCGGUCCAUUCGAGUUAGCACGUAUUUAUUGAGCGCCUGCUGUGUACCAGGUCCAGUGUGGAGGGCACUGGGGAAAUUGGGGUGGGGGUGGGAGGGGGUAAACAGAAGAAAAGGUCCCUGUUGCAGUUCACCAACGAGUGGGGGAAACAGCAAAGACAGAAAGAACAUCAAGUGACACAUUCAUUGUGGAAUGGCCCAUGAAGAAAAAUGAAAAGGGAGCCUAAGGUGACCCAGGAGGAUCUGUCUCUGAGGUGACACUUAGGCCAUACCUGCAAGAGGUGAAGGAGACCACUUUGGGAAGAAAAUUCUAGGCAGAAGCAACAGCAUCUGCAAAGGCCUCGAGGCAGGAAAGAGCUUGGGGGACAGGUGGCCUGCGUGGCUGCAGUGAGAUGUCAGUGCCCAACCGAUGGGGAGAGAGAAGUGGGCAGGGGCGCAAGAUCUGGAGUUUUCUUCCAGGGGCAUUGAAGAUUCCUAGCAGGAGUGUCUCAUGGGCUAAUUUUUUUUUUUUUUAAUGUUUGUUUUGAAAGAGUGAGAGAGAGAGAGAGA